Alternaria burnsii is the source of this 888-nucleotide messenger RNA. RefSeq names its product mediator of rna polymerase ii transcription subunit 7. Gene Ontology annotation, molecular function: transcription coregulator activity. Gene Ontology annotation, biological process: regulation of transcription by RNA polymerase II. Gene Ontology annotation, cellular component: core mediator complex; mediator complex. The transcript has a single exon. NCBI's taxonomy places the organism in Eukaryota, Fungi, Ascomycota, Dothideomycetes, Pleosporales, Pleosporaceae. The record is from RefSeq and is a predicted model, not a curated record. Bases 1 to 888 code for a protein of 295 amino acids.
AUGGACGACCUUCAGCGCCCGGCAACGCCUGAGGACGAGGACAUCAAGCUCAACUUCUUCCCCGAUCCCCCGCCAUUCUACAAAUACUUCACAACCGAGAACCUCGCCCGACUCAAAGACAUUGAGAAGGAAGCCGCGCCGGAAAAUGACGACACAAAGUCGCCGACCUCGAAAGCUGCGACGAAGCUCUCUGCAGAACAAAUUCUCGCCUUGCCGACCGAGCUCCGCUACCUGAUACCACCCGAGCCACCUGCAGACGAUGCCGAGUUCCAUGUAUUCGGCGCAGUAGAAAGCGCCAAGGGCGCAAACAACUUGAUGAAGAACAUGGACUAUAUAGCCGACCAACUCAGGUUUCAAGAUGUCUUUCACGACUGGACGUACGAGCAAUUGUACCCCUCUCCCUCCACCGAACCCUCUGCCGACGACCCUUCCGCGCAACAACGUACGACGAGCAACGCUGCCUCUCUCGACCGUCAGAACUACUUGUUCCGCUUCUUGCGGAGCAUACUGUUGAGCUACAUCUCUCUCUUGGGUAUCGUGGCUGCAAAUCCGACCUCAGAGCAAAAGGAGCAGAAGCUCAAGGACAUCAUGACGUUGGUAGCCAACAUGCAUGCGCUGAUAAAUGAGUACCGGCCGCAUCAGGCAAGGCAGACGCUCAUUGCCAAGAUGGAGGAACAGGUGCGCAAGAAGAGGGAGGAGAUUGAGAGCGUAAAGCGGAUAGGAGAAAAGGUCAAGGAAAUCCUUGCUGGGUUUGGCGGGGUGGACGGUGAGGACAAACCUAGCGAUGGAGGUGAAGAAACUCUAGAGGACGGGACAAGGGCGAGAGAGGAGGACAGGCAGCGUGUGCAGAGGGGGAUGUGGGACGCUAUUCACGAGGCCGUAGGAUAA